Molecule: messenger RNA, 1156 nt
Organism: Aspergillus homomorphus CBS 101889
Lineage: Eukaryota; Fungi; Ascomycota; Eurotiomycetes; Eurotiales; Aspergillaceae
Exons: 6
Coding region: 56-1156 (366 amino acids)
Source: RefSeq, a predicted model, not a curated record
CUCAAGCUUUCUGCGUCUGCAUCUGCUCGUUUCUUGCCCAGCACGGUCGAUUGUCAUGGACGAACUGAUCUUCAGAGAUGAGUCCUCGUCCGACUCCCCGGUCGACCUAAGUGCCUCCCGGGUCCCGUCGAUCAUCGUCUGCAACACGGUGCUCAUCGUGAUCGCGAGCGUUGGGGUGCUGGUGCGUGUGUUCGUGCGGACCCAAUAUCUUUCGGGACUUGGGGCAGAUGACUUCCUGUGUAUAGCGAGUUGGAUUUUUACCCUCGCGCUAUGCAUUCUGUGUAUAAUGAUGACCAACUAUGGCUAUGGGAGACAUAUCGAAACGGUGCAUAGCGUUGCCACCCUGGAGAUGUUCCUCAAGCUUGACUUCGCCAGCAUGAUCGCCUACCUGAUGGCUUUGGGCACUGUGAAAUGCUCCUUUUGUAUCCUUUACCUUCAGAUCUUCCCGGGGAAAGCCUUUCGCAUUGUCUGCUGGAGCCUGGUUGCCCUGCUUAUGGCCGAAACGCUCGAAGAAUGUCUCGUGGUGGUUUUCCAAUGCUCGCCCAUCCACAAAGCCUGGGAUGCGGAGGGCGUCGUCAAGGGGAAAUGCCUGGCUCUGACAGCAUUCUACUACAUUUCGUUUGGAAUCAAGCUGGCGACCGACUUGGCCAUCUUUGCCCUACCGAUCCCGAAACUGGUGCAGUUGAACAUGACCCGAGGUAAACGUGCAGGAUUGGUGAUCAUGUUCGGACUGGGUGUUUUGGUCUGCCUAACGAGCAUUAUCCGUGCCACUUAUAUCAGCAAUUUUUCCCUGGACCACACCUGGACCCUGGUCAAUACACUAAACUGGUCCAGUGUGGAGGUCGCGGUGGCCAUUUUCAUCGCCUGCAUCCCCUCCUUCAAGUCACUGAUCAGCUUCCGGUUCCCCGCCCUGCAGCGUCUGCUCGGUCUCUCCAGCAAGGGCGACUCGACGGGUCGCUCGCGCAUGUACGGCACGUCUGGGCGGCGGACUACGCAUGGUCGGUCGACAGCUCACCAGAGCAUCAAGUUGGACACGGUGACAGGCCAGAGCCGGGCCGAUAUCGAGGCCAGUUUGAAUGGAUCGGAAGAGCGCAUUUUCCCCAUGCACGCAGGCAUUCAGAUCACGACUCAUGUGAGCGUGAAUCAGAGUGACUGA